Molecule: messenger RNA, 843 nt
Organism: Medioppia subpectinata
Lineage: Eukaryota; Metazoa; Arthropoda; Arachnida; Sarcoptiformes; Oppiidae
Source: the annotation of a GenBank genome assembly
GUAGACACUCCAGGUUUCGGUGAUUCGCUGGACUCAGUUGACGACUGUAAGCCAAUCAUCGACUAUAUCGACGAUCAGUACGAGAAAUACCUGAACGACGAGUCGGGUCUGAAUCGGCGACAGAUCGCGGACUCGCGGAUUCACUGCUGCUUCUACUUUAUAUCGCCCAACAAUUACGGUCUCAAACCGCUGGAUGUGAUGACAAUGAAGACACUGCACAAUAAGGUGAAUAUAGUGCCGAUUGUCGCCAAAUCAGACUCACUGACCAAAGAGGAGGUGCAGGCGCUGAAGAAGCGCAUUGUGGCCGAACUGAAGACUCACGGAAUUCAGAUCUAUUCAAUACCUGAUUGCGAUCCCGACGAAGACGAGGACUACAAGGAACAGGUGCGCCAACUGAAGGCCGCCAUUCCGUUCGCCGUCUCGUCAUCGCUGGAGACGCACGAAGUGAAGGGCCGUAAAGUGCGCGGACGGGCCUAUGGCUGGGGUAUUGUCGAGACCGAGAAUCCCGAACACUCGGACUUUGUUAAGUUGCGGUCAAUGCUCGUCACGCAUAUGCAAGACCUCCGCGAAGUGACUCAAGACGUACACUACGAGAACUACCGCUCCCAACGACUGGUGGCCCGCAAUCAGUCUAAUUCAGACCUUCGCAAUAAUAUCAGUAUCUCUUCUGACGACACCUCUAAAGACCGCAUUCUUCUGGAGAAAGAGGCGGAACUGAAGAGAAUGCAGGAAAUGAUUGAACGGAUGCAGAGGGAGAUGAUGGCGCAGCAACAGCAGGCCGGAUGGGUUGUGGAUGGGAACCACCAACAGAAUAAUGGCGUCAAUAAUGGUGUUAACAAUCAA